Messenger RNA from Sitophilus oryzae (rice weevil), 794 nucleotides. Its product is annotated as sperm flagellar protein 1-like. Gene Ontology annotation, molecular function: microtubule binding. The record is from RefSeq and is a predicted model, not a curated record. NCBI's taxonomy places the organism in Eukaryota, Metazoa, Arthropoda, Insecta, Coleoptera, Curculionidae. Gene Ontology annotation, cellular component: axoneme. The transcript is spliced from 4 exons. Gene Ontology annotation, biological process: regulation of cytoskeleton organization. The coding region runs from base 82 to 756 and encodes 224 amino acids.
GAUUUUUUGACAUUUUUUUGUAUUUACCUUAUUUUUACGCACAGUGAAACCAUAUUAUAUUAAAUACAUUUAAAAGUCGGAAUGGCACAGAACUUGGAAGAUCUGUACAGGUGGAUCGACGAGCAUCAGAUAACGAGACACAAGAAAAAUUUAAACCGGGAUUUUUCCGAUGCUGUUCCCCUGGCUGAGAUACUAAAGAAACAUUACCCUAAAAUAGUGGAUAUGCAUAAUUACGCACCCAAAAAUUCCUUGGCUUUGAAGAUAGCCAAUUGGGAGAUCCUAAACAGAAAGGUACUGAAUAAAAUAAAGAUUAACUUAUCCCAGAAAGAUCAAGUGGAGUUGGCUAAAUGUAUACCGGGUGCGAUAGAGAAGUUGUUAUUGAGAAUCAAAACAAAAGUUGAGAAAAAAUCUGAAGAAAAUAAAAUUGAGCCUGUUAAUGAAAGAGUUUACUUUUUGGAAGGCAUAUCGAAUCAAGAAAGACACGAGGAGGUGGUACCUAUCAAAAUAAGGGCCGGCUCGAAAACGCUAGACCAAAAAAUGGUACCGGUCAAUAUAUUCGAUAGAAUGGAGCAAGAUAUUGCCAGCAAGAACGAGAAAAUAGCCAUGCUUCAAGAUAAACUAGAACAUUUGGAGAAAAUGGUGGCCAUCAAGGAUGAAAGAAUUAAGGAUUUAAGUCAGCAAUUGCAAGCGGUUGGUAGCGGAACUGGAGAUACGUCUGCUACACCGAGAGCGAGAUUUUUUAAUAAAAUAUUUUAGUAUACUGAGAUCAUAUUUUAAUAAAUCAUUUUACCAAA